AUGCUCAGUGGGCGUACAAGGCUAGCUCUACUGAGAUAUCAAUUAAAAGACUUUAAUGCAUUUGUAUCGAGCUACAGCCACAGCCAAUACAGCACACUACAAAACACUCCAACAAGCUCAACUCCCUCCACAAGUCAGACAGUGGCAACAACAACACCGUCAACCACGAAAUCCUUAAAGGACUCCCACUCAAACCUCAAUCAAGCUUUGAGCUCUGGAAGCUACCAAACCAUUAUCAGCACUCUCAAACUUCAUUACUUUUCUUCAACCACGCCUUCUUUUCCUCCUUACGCCGUGUCUUACACCCUCGAACUUAUCCUUGCUGACCCAAUACCCGAUCAGCGUACUCUCGACGCCGUUCUGCUCCUAUUCAAAUAUUCCCGCAGAAUAGACGCUGUACCUUACGACACUAGCGUCGUCGAGUUGUUCGCCAGAGUUUUCACCCAUAUCGGUGAAUAUGACCGUGCACUUAAGAUUAUACGUUCCUUGAAGCGCCUUAAUAGGUAUGUUGGUGUUGAUGUCAUGGAGUUCGUUGCUCAGUCCAUGGAAGCGUCCCAACAUAACGCGUUGGCUCUACGCACUCUCUCCAUGAUGGCUUACGACGAUAUUCCAACUGUCGGUAUUCUCAAUAUACGUCUACGCUGCUCUAUUGCUUGUGAGGAAUUCAAUGCGCUUAAUUUAGUCGAAUUCGAGCAUUUCAACAUAUCCCCAAACCAGGAUACCUACCAUGCCCUCAUAUUUGGACAUCUUCUCAACGGUAACCUCGCUCAGUCGAAAUUUUACCUCGCACAGAUGCAUAGAAGUGGCUACACUGAUAACGUCGCCACUCAUCUCGCGAUUCUGCGCGCAUAUAGAACACUCGGCAUAGACACUACUCUGGAACAUAACGCUCUCAACGAUACUGCCAGACUUGGUUUGAAUGCCGAUGCAAGGGUCUUGAAUGCACUCAUGAUGUUACGUAUCGACGCCGAAGAUGACAGAUUAGCGUUGAGGAUAUUCGAGAAAUUCUUCAACCACUCCAUAAGGCCAAAUACAGACUCAUUAGAGGAGCUAGUUAAGGAUGCUUUGGAGUCGCGUAAUAUUGCUUUCAAGAAACCCUUGCCGGAUGCAGCGACAUAUGCAAUAAUUAUACAGAUUUACGCUCGCAAUAACAAUCUCGCACGGGCUAUAUCCUACUACGAAGAUUACAGACGAUAUAUAGUCAGAGAUAACCGUCAUGUCGAAGCUGCGCUAGUGAGUGCGUACGUCUCCAAUGGAGAAACAUCCACUGCACUGUGGAAGCUCAGGAAUGGUCAGAUACGCACUACGACAAAAUCUAUCAAUGCUUUACUUAAAGGUAGUCUCUUAACGAUGGGAAUGGAUGGCUUAUACAUGGCUCUAAGACUGUUCAGGCGGUUCCGUCGCAAACCUGAUCAAAAGACAUUGGAACUAAUUUUGCAUCAUCUGCAUGACUUGCAUAUGCCGCCUUCUAAACUUAUACGACUUCUCAACAAAUUCAUCAAUAUGUCGUCGCAUAGAAUUACACUAAAUACGCGCCUAUUCAACAUUAUACGUCUCUCGACUUCUGAUCACGUAAAGGCAUUGGUAUACGAUCCAUCUAAGGGAAUACAGAGACGCACACCUGGUGUAGGUAGAAAAUCGCCAACAUAUAUACCUUCGUACGAAUCCAUAUCAAGAAUGCAAGAAUAUCUCGAAAACAAGGGCAUGAACGAUGACAGUAUGUCGGUAGCUAUCAAGAUGCGUCUGUUGGCAGUAGCUGGUGAUUUCGACGAAGCCAAGGCCAUGUUGAAGGAAGUAAUUGGCAGCGGCUACAGACCCAACAAAUAUCAUUUCGGCGCAUUGAUAGGAGGUGCGACUCAAAAUCGCAACUUUGAAUUAGCGCAAUCGAUAAUAAGUCAGGCAGCUAGAUCGGGUGUACAGCCUAAUUCUGCUAUGUUUUCAACCAUAAUGGCCGGAUAUGCCAAGGCUGGGAUGUUUCAGGAGGCUUGUGAGAUGUUUGAUUGGAUGCUAACCAAGAAAAUGAAGGUGGGAGUGCGUACGACGCAAGUACUCAUCAAGACACACCUCGAUGCGCGUAUGCCAGCUAAAGCACUCAAAUUUAGUAAGUGGUUGGGUGAGGAUACUACACGGCUCGACGAUGGCACUCUCGCAACGCUCUACCGUCUCUACGACUAUCACGGUAUGUAUAGAGAGGCAGAUGAGGCAGUGAAGCAUGUUACACACCCCACCAAGCAGCUCAGGGAUGCAGUACGCUUGAUGAAGAAACGCAGAAUGAAGCUGAAAGUAUAUCAAGAAUACAACAGAUCGUUCUGGUCUAAACUUAAUAGUCAACCUGGUCCGUAUAGGACAUACGACAGCGAACAGAUCAAAAGACUGAUUAUAGAGUGGGGCAAGGUAUGGAAUAGCUCGAGAAAAUCGGGGGUGUAUAGAAGAGGGGCUAAGUUGUCGAGAUACUCGCUCAGCAGAUAUAGAAUCACCAGAAGUUUGUAA
This is a messenger RNA of Wallemia ichthyophaga EXF-994, 2490 nucleotides long. RefSeq lists its product as uncharacterized. Gene Ontology annotation, molecular function: protein binding. Lineage: Eukaryota; Fungi; Basidiomycota; Wallemiomycetes; Wallemiales; Wallemiaceae. Bases 1 to 2490 code for a protein of 829 amino acids. The transcript is spliced from 3 exons. The record is from RefSeq and is a predicted model, not a curated record.